This is a messenger RNA of Zalophus californianus (California sea lion), 14404 nucleotides long. RefSeq names its product tenascin XB (gene TNXB). NCBI's taxonomy places the organism in Eukaryota, Metazoa, Chordata, Mammalia, Carnivora, Otariidae. Gene Ontology annotation, molecular function: protein binding. The record is from RefSeq and is a predicted model, not a curated record.
GUGGCCGCCACAUGCUGACCCAGGAACAACACAGCCCUGCAACCAGGCGGAUCCAGUCUGGGGUGCAGACACCUGUGCUCCAACCCCCGUGGCAGACUCAGACACAUACAGGUUCCUUCAGGUCCCUUUCACCCAUCAGCUAUGUCGGGGCCGAGCUCUUCCCUGACAGUGAGGUUUGUUCCAGGGCAGGAAGAACUCACCUCGUGAAACCUGGGGUGGGGAUGCCUCAACCUGGGUAUUUCCCUUCUGUGACAAAAGUGUCUUCAGCACCUGGUCAGGGCAGUGAGCACAAGGGGAGAUGGGGCCAGAGAAACAGCCAGCAGCCUUACAAGGGGGUGAGUCUGCUGCCCUGUCCUCUGGCAUCGGUCUUCCUGUCUCUGCCUGAGGUCAAAGUGCUUUCUUCCUCCAGCCCCCAACUCUCCCUACCCCUGCUGCUCCCCUGCAGCACCCAGAUAUUCACCCCUUUCAGCUUUCCUCUGACUUCAUCCUGCCAUACAUACCCCCACCCCCAUAUUCUCCUCCCGCCUCUAGCUCUGUCUCCAUCCCUAAGCCUCUCUCCUAAACCUCCUUCUCAACUUUCUGGCUUCCCUUCCCUGUCUCCCCUGAACCCCAACCUCCUCCCCAAGUCUUAUAUAUCCUGGUGCUCAGCCAAGCCCAGCCAGUACCCAAGCCUCAUCUGCCGUUUCUCUGGAAUUUGCUGAGGUGGGAGAAUGAAAAGGGGGCAGUGAUCCCAAGCUGAGAACAGGCAGUGGACUGAGCGGAACAGACGGGGAGAGGCAGUGCAGGGACAGGGCAAGUAGGAAGAGGAGGUGAGAUGAGGCUCAGGUGAGAGCCACGGGACUAGGCAGGGAUGGGUGGGGACAGGGAGUUCCAGAGAAGGACCCAUGUCCUUGGGGAGGGAUUUGGGCAUGGGAUGGAGGUUUCCUUCCCCUCCCCCUGCCCCCUGCUCUGCACUUCCAGGAAAGACUGGCAGGAAGACAAAGAGCUGGUGCUGGGCAAUAGGCAGGUGGGGCAAGAUCCAAGCUGGAGCAAAGUGGUGGGAGAGGAGGUGCCAGGGGAGGAGGAGGAGGGAGAGGGACUGGCCAUGGGGAAGGGUGUUGGUAGAGGGGAGAACCCCAUGAGAGAGCAGGAGCAACAGGUUUGGGGAAAAGGCUCCCUCCUUCUUGCUGUCGCUGCUGAGAGAGAUCGACGGUUGGGUCGCAGUUCAGUGAGCCCCUGCUGCAGGGAACAAGCAAGGGGACCUCCAGGCAGCUUGGGGCUGCCCAGGUACAGUAGCCCUGCCCUGUCUUAAGAACUCCCCUCCCAAGGUCAGGAACAGAGCAGGUGCAGAGGCACUGCAGUCGCCUGUUGCCCAGCCUCCUGAGUGAUGCCAGCCCAAUGGUUCCUAAUCUCCAGACUGGCCCUCUUGGUACUGCUGGGCACAGUCAGAGCAGGCCCUUUCUCUCCACGGUCCAAUGUGACACUCCCAGCCCCACGUCGCCCUCCCCAGCGGGGGGGCCGCACAGUGGAGCCAGUAGGGGGAAGUCCCUCUUCUCAGCUUUAUGAGCACACUGUGGAAGGAGGGGAGAAGCAGGUAGUUUUUACCCACCGCAUCAACCUGCCCCCUUCAGCUGGCUGUGGUUGUCCCCCGGGCACAGAGCCCCCCGUUCCUGCUUCAGAGGUACAGGCCUUGAAGGUCCGGUUAGAGAUCCUGGAGGAGCUGGUGAAGGGCCUCAAGGAACAGUGCACUGGGGGAUGUUGUCCUGUUGCUGCCCAGGCUGGCACAGGCCAGACGGAUGUUCGUAGCCUCUGCAGUCUCCAUGGCGUGUUUGACCUGAGCCGCUGUGCCUGCUCCUGCGAGCCAGGCUGGGGUGGGCCCACCUGCUCAGACCCCACAGGCGCUGGGGUGCCCCCAUCCUCCCCACCCUCAGCCUCCGGGACCUGCCCAGAUGACUGCAACGAUCAGGGUCGCUGUGUCCGCGGGCGCUGCGUGUGCUUCCCUGGUUACAGCGGCCCCAGCUGUGGCUGGCCCUCCUGCCCCGGGGACUGCAACGGCCGUGGGCGCUGCGUGCAGGGCGUGUGCGUGUGCCGGGCGGGCUUCUCGGGCAACGACUGCAGCCUGCGCUCCUGCCCCCGGGGCUGCAGCCAGAGGGGGCGCUGCGAGGACGGGCGCUGCGUGUGCGACCCGGGCUACGCAGGCGACGACUGCGGGGUGAGGAGCUGCCCUAGAGGUUGCAGCCAGAGGGGGAGCUGCGAGAACGGCCGCUGCGUGUGCGACCCCGGCUACGCGGGAGACGACUGCGGGGUGAGGAGCUGCCCUAGAGGUUGCAGCCAGAGGGGGCGCUGCGAGGACGGGCGCUGCGUGUGCGACCCCGGCUACGCGGGAGACGACUGCGGGGUGAGGAGCUGCCCCCGGGACUGCAGCCAGAGGGGGCGCUGCGAGGACGGGCGCUGCGUGUGCGACCCUGGCUACACGGGCGACGACUGCGGCUCGCGGAGCUGCCGGUGGGACUGUGGCGAGGGCGGGCGCUGCGUGGACGGCCGCUGCGUGUGCUGGCCCGGGUACGCGGGCGACGACUGCAGCACCCGCACGUGCCCGCGAGACUGCCGGGGCCGCGGGCGCUGCGAGGAUGGCGAAUGCAUCUGCGACGCCGGCUACAGCGGGGACGAUUGCGGAGUGCGCAGCUGCCCAGGGGACUGCAGCCAGAGGGGGCGCUGCGAGGACGGGCGCUGCGUGUGCUGGCCCGGGUACACGGGGCCCGACUGCGGCUCGCGCGCCUGCCCCCGCGACUGUCGGGGCCGCGGGCGCUGCGAGAACGGCGUGUGCGCGUGCAACGCGGGCUACAGCGGCGAGGACUGCGGCGUGCGCACCUGUCCCGGGGACUGUCGCGGCCGGGGCCGUUGCGAGAGUGGUCGCUGCGUGUGUUGGCCCGGGUACACAGGCCGGGACUGCGGCACGCGCGCCUGCCCUGGCGACUGUCGUGGGCAAGGGCGCUGCGUGGACGGCCGCUGCGUGUGCAACCCCGGCUUCGCGGGCGAGGACUGCGGGAGCCGUCGGUGCCCUGGGGACUGCCGCGGGCGCGGGCGCUGCGAGGAUGGCGUGUGCGUGUGCAACGCGGGCUACGAGGGAGAGGACUGUGGCGCGCGCAGCUGCCCGGGAGGUUGCCACGGGCGCGGCCAGUGCCGGGACGGGCGCUGCGUGUGUGACGAUGGCUACUCGGGCGAGGACUGCAGCGUAAGGCGGUGCCCGCUAGACUGCAGCCAGCACGGCGUGUGCAAGAACGGCGUGUGCACCUGUUGGGAGGGCUAUGCAGGCGAGGACUGCAGCCUCCGUACCUGCCCCUCCAACUGCCACCAGCGCGGCCGCUGUGAGGGCGGGCGCUGCGUGUGUGACUCAGGCUACACUGGCCCCUCCUGCGCCACCCGCACCUGCCCCGCUGACUGCCGGGGCCGCGGGCGCUGUGUGCAGGGCGUGUGCGUGUGCCACGUGGGCUACGGCGGCGAGGACUGUGGGCGGGAAGAGCCUCCAGCCAGCGCCUGCCCUGGGGGCUGUGGGCCCCGGGAACUGUGCCGUGCGGGCCAGUGUGUAUGCGUGGAGGGCUUUCGAGGACCCGACUGCGCCACUCAGACGUGCCCUGGGGACUGCCGUGGCAGGGGAGAGUGUCGUGAGGGCAGCUGCGUCUGUCAAGAUGGUUAUGCAGGGGAAGACUGCGGGGAAGAGGUGCCAGCCAUUGAGGGCAUGAGGAUGCACCUCUUGGAGGAGACAACGGUUCGGACAGAGUGGACCCGGGCUCCUGGCACGGUGGAUGCCUAUGAAAUUCAGUUCAUUCCCACGACAGAGGGGGUGAGCCCCCCAUUCACAGCACGGGUACCCAGCUCUGCCUCAGCCUAUGACCAGAGAGGACUGGCACCCGGGCAGGAGUACCAGGUCACGGUCCGCGCCCUUCGAGGGACUAGCUGGGGCCCUCCUGCCUCCAAGACCAUCACCACCAUGAUCGAUGGCCCACAAGACCUCCGAGUGGUGGCUGUGACACCAACCACACUGGAGCUCAGCUGGCUGCGACCCCAGGCUGAGGUGGACCGGUUCGUCGUGUCCUACGUCAGCGCUGGCAACCAGAGGGUGCGGCUGGAGGUGCCCUCUGAGGCGGACGGGACGGUGCUGACCGACCUGAUGCCAGGCGUGGAAUAUGUAGUGACCGUCACGGCAGAGCAGGGCCGGGCAGUAAGCUAUCCGGCUUCUGUCAGGGCCAACACAGGGUCCUCUCCCUCGGGCCUCUUGGGGGCCACUGAUGAGCCUCCUCCCUCAGGCCCUUCCACGACUCAAGGGGCCCGGGCCCCCGAACUGCAGCAGCGCCCCCAGGAGCUGGGAGAGUUGAGGGUGCUGGGCAGAGACAAGACAGGGAAGCUCCGCGUCGCUUGGACAGCUCAGCCUGACACGUUUGCCCACUUCCAGCUGCGCCUUCGGGUGCACGAGGGGCCGGGAGCGCACGAGGAACUCUUGCCAGGGGACGUCCGCCAGGCUCUGGUGCCCUCACCCCCUUCUGGAGCCCCCUAUGAGCUGUCACUCCGCGGGGUCCCCCCGGAGGGCGUGCCCUCUGCCCCUCUCAUCUACCAAGGCAUUAUGGACAAGGAUGGGGCAAAGCUUGGGAAGCCCUUGGCCCCGCCACGCCUGGACCAGCUGAUAGUCACUGACAUGACGUCCAACUCCCUGCUCCUGCACUGGACGGUCCCCGAGGGCGAAUUCGACUCCUUCGUGAUCCAGUACAAGGACAGGGAUGGGCCCCAGGUGGUACCUGUGGAAGGAUCCCAGCGCUCAGCCCUCAUCACCAACCUGGACCUUGGCCGCAAGUACAAAUUCCUGCUAUAUGGGCUCCUGGGCAAGAAGAGGCAUGGCCCCCUGGUGGCUGAAGCCAAGAUCCUGCCUCAGAGUGAUCCCAGCCCAGCGACUCAACCCCGUCUCGGAAAGCUGUGGGUGACAGAUCCCACCCCAGACUCACUGCACCUCUCCUGGACUGUCCCUGAGGGCCAGUUUGACUCCUUCGUAGUCCAAUAUAGGGACAGGGAUGGACAGCCCCAAGCGAUGCCCGUGGAAGGGCCCGAGCGCUCAGUCAUUGUCUCCUCACUGGAGCCUAACCACAAGUACAGAUUCACUCUGUUUGGGAUGGCCAACAAGAAGCGGCAUGGCCCCCUCACAGCCGAUGGCACCACUGCCUCGGAGCAGACAGCGGAGUCCCUCAACCCAGAGGCCCCAGUGCAGCCCCUGCUGGGGGAGCUGUGGGUGACUCAGGCAAACCCAGACUCCCUGCGCCUGUCCUGGACCGUGACCCAGGGCUCCUUCGACUCCUUCGUGGUCCAGUACAAGGAUGCGCAGGGCCAGCCCCAGGCGGUGCCCGUCGGGGGGGAUGAGAAUGAGGUCACCAUCCCGGGCCUGGAGACCCACCGGAAGUAUAAGAUGAACCUCUAUGGGCUUCAUGACAGGCAGCGCGUGGGACCUGUGUCCGUGGUGGCCACCACAGCCCCCCAGGAAGUUGUGGAGGAGACCCCCAGCCCCACAGAACCCAGCACGGAGGCCCCGGAGCCCCCCGAGGAGCCCCUCCUAGGGGAGCUGACGGUCACAGGAUCCUCCCCAGACUCGCUGAGCCUCUCCUGGACCGUCCCCCAGGGCCACUUCGACUCCUUCACUGUCCAGUACAAGGACAGGGACGGGCGGCCCCAGGUGGUGCGUGUCAGGGGUGACGAGAGUGAGGUCACCAUCGGGGGCCUGGAGCUGGGGCGCAAGUACAAGAUGCACCUGUACGGCCUGCACAGGGGACAGCGCGUGGGCCCCGUGUCCUCCGUGGGCAUGACUGCUCCGCAACCAGAAGAGACUCCAGCCAUAGAGCCGCCCCUGGAGCCACGCCUGGGAGAGCUGACAGUGACAGAUGUGACCCCCAACUCUGUGGGCCUCACAUGGACAGUCCCUGAGGGUGAAUUCGACUCCUUUGUGGUCCAGUACAAAGACAGGGACGGGCAGCCCCAGGUGGUCCCUGUGGAGGGCAGCCUCAGGGAGGUCACCAUCCCCGGCCUGGAGCCUGCAUGCAAAUACAAGAUGAACUUCUAUGGGCUACAUGAUGGGCAGCGCGUGGGCCCCCUCUCUGUGGUAACUGUGACAGCUCCCCUCCCCACAGCCCCAGCCACAGAGUCCCCUGAAGAGCCACGGCUGGGGGAGCUGACAGUGGUGGACCAGAGCCCGGACUCUGUGACCCUCUCGUGGACGGUCCCCGAGGGUGAAUUCGACUCCUUCGUGGUCCAGUACAAGGACAGGGACGGGCAGCCUCGGGUGGUGCCCGUGGCUGCAGACCAGCACGAGGUCACCGUCCCCGGCCUGGAGCCCAGCAGGAAGUACAGGUUCCUGCUCUACGGGCUUCAAGGUGGGAAGAGACGCAGCCCAGUCUCUGUGGAGGCAAAGACAGCUGCCCAAGGUGACGCCAGCCUUGGGGCCCCACCCCACCUUGGGGAGCUGUGGGUGACAGAUCCCACCCUGGACUCUCUGCGCCUCUCCUGGACAGUCCCUGAGGGCCACUUUGACUCCUUUGUGGUCCAGUUCAAGGACAAGGAUGGGCCCCGGGUGGUUCCUGUGGAGGGCCACGAGCGCUCGGUCACCAUCACCCCUCUGGACACUGGCCGCAAGUACAGAUUCCUCCUUUAUGGGCUCCUGGGCAAGAAGCGCCACGGCCCCCUCACUGCUGAAGGCACCACAGAGCCCUGGAGUGGUGUGGACGAUGCUAGAACAAAGCAUCCCCCAAAGCCCCAUCUUGGGGAGGAGCUACAGGUGACCAGCGUGACACCAGACUCUGUGAGCCUCGCGUGGACGGUCCCUGAGGGCCAGUUUGACUCCUUUGUGGUCCAGUACAAGGACAGGGCCGGGCAGCCCCAGGUGGUCCCCGUGGAGGGCGGCCUCAGGGAGGUCAGCGUCUCGGGCCUGGACCCAGCCCGCAGGUAUAAGCUGUUCCUGUACGGGCUGCACCAGGGCAAGCGCGUGGGCCCCGUCUCUACCAUCGCCUUGACUGCCCCCAGGGUACAUAUCAAAGCUGAGGCCCCAAGUACUCCAGGGCCUGAGCCUCGCCUAGGGGAGGUGACUGUGGAGGAAGCCACACCAGAUACUUUGCAUCUCUCCUGGACCAAGACUGAGGGCGAUUUUGACUCCUUCGAGGUCCACUACACAGACCGAGACGGGCAACCCCAAGUAGUCAGGAUAGAUGGUGACCGGAAUGACGUCAUCCUCUCUGGCCUGGAAUCUGAGCACAGAUACCUAGUGAACCUGUAUGGUUUCCAUGGCCAGCAGCGAGUGGGUCCAGCCCACAUCGAGGCACUGACAGUCCCAAGGGAAGAGGAAGACGGACCUUCAGAACCUCCCACCAAGCCCCGCCUGGGGGAGCUGACCGUGACCGACGCCACUCCCGACUCCCUGCACCUCUCCUGGACUGUCCCCGAGGGCCAGUUUGACCACUUCCUGGUCCAGUACAAGAACGGGGACGGGCAGCCCAAGGCCGUGCGUGUGCCGGGCUAUGAGGAUGGGGUCACCGUCUCAGGCCUGCAGCCAGACCACAAGUACAAGAUGAACCUGUACGGCUUCCACGGUGGCCAGCGCGUGGGCCCGGUGUCUGCCAUUGGGGUGACAGCUGCAGAGGAAGAGACCCCAACCCCCACUGAGGUGGAGGAGACCCCCAGCCCCACAGAACCCAGCACGGAGGCCCCGGAGCCCCCCGAGGAGCCCCUCCUGGGGGAGCUGACGGUCACAGGAUCCUCCCCAGACUCGCUGAGCCUCUCCUGGACCGUCCCCCAGGGCCACUUCGACUCCUUCACUGUCCAGUACAAGGACAGGGACGGGCGGCCCCAGGUGGUGCGUGUCAGAGGUGACGAGAAUGAGGUCACCGUCGGGGGCCUGGAGCCGGGGCGCAAAUACAAGAUGCACCUGUACGGCCUGCACAGGGGACAGCGCGUGGGCCCCGUGUCCACCGUGGGCGUGACCGCCCCAUCCAUCACAGCCCCUGAGCCUCCCACCAAGCCCCGCCUGGGGGAGCUGACCGUGACCGACGCCACUCCUGACUCCCUGCACCUCUCCUGGACUGUCCCCGAGGGCCAGUUUGACCACUUCCUGGUCCAGUACAAGAACGGGGACGGGCAGCCCAAGGCCGUGCGUGUGCCGGGCUAUGAGGAUGGGGUCACCGUCUCAGGCCUGCAGCCAGACCACAAGUACAAGAUGAACCUGUACGGCUUCCACGGUGGCCAGCGCGUGGGCCCGGUGUCUGCCAUUGGGGUGACAGCUGCAGAGGAAGAGACCCCAACCCCCACUGAGGUGGAGGAGACCCCCAGCCCCACAGAACCCAGCACGGAGGCCCCGGAGCCCCCCGAGGAGCCCCUCCUGGGGGAGCUGACGGUCACAGGAUCCUCCCCAGACUCGCUGAGCCUCUCCUGGACCGUCCCCCAGGGCCACUUCGACUCCUUCACUGUCCAGUACAAGGACAGGGACGGGCGGCCCCAGGUGGUGCGUGUCAGAGGUGACGAGAAUGAGGUCACCGUCGGGGGCCUGGAGCCGGGGCGCAAAUACAAGAUGCACCUGUACGGCCUGCACAGGGGACAGCGCAUGGGCCCCGUGUCCACCGUGGGCGUGACCGAAUAUGAAGCUAUGACCACCGAAGCCCCAUCCAUCACAGCCCCUGAGCCUCCCACCAAGCCCCGCCUGGGGGAGCUGACCGUGACCGACGCCACUCCUGACUCCCUGCACCUCUCCUGGACUGUCCCCGAGGGCCAGUUUGACCACUUCCUGGUCCAGUACAAGAACGGGGACGGGCAGCCCAAGGCCGUGCGUGUGCCGGGCUAUGAGGAUGGGGUCACCGUCUCAGGCCUGCAGCCAGACCACAAGUACAAGAUGAACCUGUACGGCUUCCACGGUGGCCAGCGCGUGGGCCCGGUGUCUGCCAUUGGGGUGACAGCUGCAGAGGAAGAGACCCCAACCCCCACUGAAGUGGAGGAGACCCCCAGCCCCACAGAACCCAGCACGGAGGCCCCGGAGCCCCCCGAGGAGCCCCUCCUGGGGGAGCUGAUGGUCACAGGAUCCUCCCCAGACUCGCUGAGCCUCUCCUGGACCGUCCCCCAGGGCCACUUCGACUCCUUCACUGUCCAGUACAAGGACAGGGACGGGCGGCCCCAGGUGGUGCGUGUCAGAGGUGACGAGAGUGAGGUCACCGUCGGGGGCCUGGAGCCGGGGCGCAAGUACAAGAUGCACCUGUACGGCCUGCACAGGGGACAGCGCGUGGGCCCCGUGUCCACCGUGGGUGUGACCGACCCCGAAGGGGAACCCCCUACCAACACCCUUCUGAAGCCACACUUGGGAGAGCUGACCGUGAUGGACGCCACCCCUGACUCCCUGCACCUCUCCUGGACUGUCCCCGAGGGCCAGUUUGACCACUUCCUGGUCCAGUACAAGAACGGGGACGGGCAGCCCAAGGCCGUGAGAGUGCCAGGGAGUGAGGACCAGGUCACCGUCUCAGGCCUGGAGCCCAGCCACAAGUACAAGAUGAACCUGUACGGCUUCCACGGUGGCCAGCGUGUGGGCCCAGUCUCUGCUGUCGGUUUAACUGCCCCAGGAAAGGACCACGAAAUGCCAGCUCCCACAGACCCACCCACCACAACUCCCCAGCCUCCCAAGCCCCGCCUGGGGGAGCUGACCGUGACCGACACCACUCCCGACUCCCUGCACCUCUCCUGGACUGUCCCCGAGGGCCAGUUUGACCACUUCCUGGUCCAGUACAAGAACGGGGACGGGCAGCCCAAGGCCGUGCGUGUGCCGGGCUAUGAGGAUGGGGUCACCGUCUCAGGCCUGCAGCCAGACCACAAGUACAAGAUGAACCUGUACGGCUUCCACGGUGGCCAGCGCGUGGGCCCGGUGUCUGCCAUUGGGGUGACAGCUGCAGAGGAAGAGACCCCAACCCCCACUGAGGUGGAGGAGACCCCCAGCCCCACAGAACCCAGCACGGAGGCCCCGGAGCCCCCCGAGGAGCCCCUCCUAGGGGAGCUGACGGUCACAGGAUCCUCCCCAGACUCGCUGAGCCUCUCCUGGACCGUCCCCCAGGGCCACUUCGACUCCUUCACUGUCCAGUACAAGGACAGGGACGGGCGGCCCCAGGUGGUGCGUGUCAGAGGUGACGAGAAUGAGGUCACCAUCGGGGGCCUGGAGCCGGGGCGCAAGUACAAGAUGCACCUGUACGGCCUGCACAGGGGACAGCGCGUGGGCCCCGUGUCCACCAUGGGCAUGACCACCCCCCAGGACCUUGUGGAGGAGAGGUCCAGCCCCACAGAACCCAGCACGGAGGCCCCGGAGCCCCCCGAGGAGCCCCUCCUGGGAGAGCUGACGGUCACGGGAUCCUCCCCAGACUCGCUGAGCCUCUCCUGGACCGUCCCCCAGGGCCACUUCGACUCCUUCACUGUCCAGUACAAGGACAGGGACGGGCGGCCCCAGGUGGUGCGUGUCAGGGGUGACGAGAGUGAGGUCACCGUCGGGGGCCUGGAGCCGGGGCGCAAGUACAAGAUGCACCUGUACGGCCUGCACAGGGGACAGCGCGUGGGCCCCGUGUCCACCGUGGGCGUGACCGAUCCACAAUAUGAAGCUAUGACCACCGAAGCCCCAUCCAUCACAGCCCCUGAGCCUCCCACCAAGCCCCGCCUGGGGGAGCUGACCGUGACCGACGCCACUCCUGACUCCCUGCACCUCUCCUGGACUGUCCCCGAGGGCCAGUUUGACCACUUCCUGGUCCAGUACAAGAACGGGGACGGGCAGCCCAAGGCCGUGCGUGUGCCGGGCUAUGAGGAUGGGGUCACCGUCUCAGGCCUGCAGCCAGACCACAAGUACAAGAUGAACCUGUACGGCUUCCACGGUGGCCAGCGCGUGGGCCCGGUGUCUGCCAUUGGGGUGACAGCUGCAGAGGAAGAGACCCCGACCCCCACUGAGGUGGAGGAGACCCCCAGCCCCACAGAACCCAGCACGGAGGCCCCGGAGCCCCCCGAGGAGCCCCUCCUGGGGGAGCUGACGGUCACAGGAUCCUCCCCAGACUCGCUGAGCCUCUCCUGGACCGUCCCCCAGGGCCACUUCGACUCCUUCACUGUCCAGUACAAGGACAGGGACGGGCGGCCCCAGGUGGUGCGUGUCAGAGGUGACGAGAAUGAGGUCACCGUCGGGGGCCUGGAGCCGGGGCGCAAGUACAAGAUGCACCUGUACGGCCUGCACAGGGGACAGCGCGUGGGCCCUGUGUCCACCGUGGGCGUGACCGCCUCCCAGCCCGCAGAGCGCCCUGUGGCCCCCCGCCUGGGGGAGCUGGCUGUGGCAGCCGUGGCCUCUGACACAGUGAGCCUGUCGUGGACGGUGGCCCAGGGCCUCUUCGACUCCUUCCUGGUCCAGUACAAGGAUGUGCAGGGCCAGCCCCAGGCGGUGCCUGUGGGUGGGCACCUCCGUGAGAUCAGCAUUUCGGGCCUGGACCCGGCCCGCAAGUACAAGUUCCUACUCUUCGGCCUCCAGGAUGAGAAACGCCAGGGCCCAGUGUCUGCAGAGGCCAAGACCCUCUCAGACACGAAAACUCCCCGCCUCGGGGAGCUGACCGUGGUGGACCUGACCCCAGACUCCGUGACCCUCUCGUGGACGGUCCCCGAGGGUGAAUUCGACUCCUUCGUGGUCCAGUACAAGGACAGGGACGGGCAGCCCCGGGUGGUGCCCGUGGCCGCAGACCAGCGCGAGGUCACCGUCCCCGGCCUGGAGCCCAGCAGGAAGUACAGGUUCCUGCUCUACGGGCUGGCAGGCAGGAAGCGCCUGGGCCCCGUCUCUGCCGAUGGCGCCACAGCUCCCCUGGAGCACCCACCCCGCCUUGGGGAGCUGACAGUGACAGAUGAGACCCCAGACUCCCUGCGCCUCUCAUGGACGGUGGCCCAGGGCCUCUUUGAUUCCUUUGUGGUCCAGUACAGGGACCCAGCUGGGCAGCCCCGGGCAGUGCCUGUGGCCAAAGACCAGCGGGCAGUCACCAUAGAGGGCCUGGAGCCUGGCAGGAAACACAAGUUUCUGCUAUAUGGGAUCCACGGAGGACAGCGCCUGGGCCCCAUCUCCGUCCUGGGAGUGACAGGGAGUGACCAGCACCGCGAGGGGAGUGCUGGCGCUCCGAGGGGCCCGGAGGUGGCAGGACUCAGUGCCAGGGCAGGAAAAUGGCAGACCCACAGGAAGGAAGGUGCCAGGAGAGCCUCAGUCCCCCGCUGCUCAGCUUCUCCCCCAGGCUUCUCCCACGCAGCCCCCUGGCGCCCAGCCACAGAGGCCCCCGAGCCCCGCUCAGGGCCCCAGCUAAGGACACUGGCAGUGAGCGACAUAACCCCAGACUCCCUGCGCCUCUCAUGGAGUGUGGCCCAGGGCCCCUUUGAGUCCUUCGUGGUCCAGUAUCAGGACACAGAUGGGCAGCCCCAGGCCUUGCUCGUGGGCGGCAACCAGAACAAGGUGCAAGUGUCAGGCCUGGAGCCCAGCACCGCCUACAAGUUCUUCCUCUACGGCCUCCACAAAGGGAAGCGCCUGGGGCCUGUCUCAGCCAAGGGCACCACAGGGCCUGCUCCUGCCGGCCUGACCCCAGGGGAGCCAGGACCCCGUCUGUCCCAGCUGUCAGUGACCGAUGUGACCACCAGUUCCUUGCGGCUCAACUGGGAGGCCCCCUCGGAGGCCUUUGACUCCUUCCUGCUCCGCUUCGGGGUCCCAUCCCCAAGCACCCUGGAGCCGCACCCGCGUCCCCUGCAGCAGCGGGAGCUGACGGUGCCGGGGUCGCGGCGCUCCGCCGUGCUCCGGGACCUGCACCCGGGGACCCUGUACAGCCUGACGUUGUAUGGGCUGCGUGGGCCCCAUAAGGCCGACAGCAUCCAGGGCACGGCCCGCACCCUCAGCCCAGUUCUGGAAAGCCCCCGUGACCUUCAGUUCAGCGAAAUCGGGGAAACCUCGGCCCAGGUCAGCUGGAUGCCUCCAGCAUCCAGAGUGGACAGUUUCAAAGUUUCCUACCAGCUGGCAGAUGGAGGCGAGCCGCAGAGUGUGCAGGUGGACGGCCGUGCGCAGACCCAGAAACUCAAAGGGCUGAUCCCGGGCUCUCACUAUGAGGUGACCGUGGUCUCUGUCCGUGGCUUUGAGGAGAGUGAGCCUCUCACCGGCUCCCUCACCACAGUUCCUGAUGGCCCCACCCAGCUUCGAGCGCUGAACUUGACGGAGGGAUCGGCUCUGCUGCACUGGAAGCCCCCCCAGGCCCCUGUGGACAAGUAUAACGUCCGUGUCACAGCCUCAGGGGCCCCCUCGCUACAGGCCUCAGCCCCGGGCAGUGCUGUGGAGUACCCUCUGAGUGGCCUGGAGCUCCACACCAACUACACAGCGACCGUGCGUGGUCUUCGGGGCCCCAACCUCACGUCCCCAGCCAGCAUCAGCUUCACCACAGGGUUGGAGGCCCCCCAGGACCUGGAGGCCAAGGAAGUGACCCCCCGCACGGCCCUACUCACUUGGACUGAGCCCCAAGUCCCUCCAACCAGCUACCUGCUCAGUUUCAACACCCCUGGUGAACAGACCCAGGAGCUCCUGCUCCCAGGAGGGAUCACCUCUCACCAGCUCCUGGGCCUCUUCCCCUCCACCCGCUACGGCGUGUGGCUCCGAGCUAUGUGGGGCGAGAGCCUCACGCCGCCUGUGUCCACCUCCUUCACCACUGGUGGACUUCCGAUCCCCUUCCCUCGGGACUGUGGGGAGGAGGUGCAGAACGGAGCCCGCACCUCAAGGGCCACCACCAUCUUCCUCAAUGGCAACCGCGAGCGUCCCCUGGACGUGUUUUGUGACAUGGAGACCGAUGGGGGCGGCUGGCUGGUGUUCCAGCGCCGCGUGGACGGACAAACGGACUUCUGGAGGGACUGGGAGGACUACGCCCACGGCUUUGGCAACAUCUCCGGGGAGUUCUGGCUGGGGAACGAGGCCCUGCACAGCCUGACAGACACCGGCGACUACUCCAUGCGCGUGGACCUGCGGGCCGGGGACGAGGCCGUGUUCGCGCAGUACGACUCCUUCCGGGUCGACUCGGAGGCCGACUACUACCGCCUUCAUUUGGAUGGCUACCAUGGCACGGCAGGCGACUCCAUGACCUACCACAGUGGCAGUGUCUUUUCUGCCCGGGAUCGAGACCCCAACAACCUGCUCAUCUCCUGCGCUGUGUCGUACCACGGGGCCUGGUGGUACAAGAACUGCCACUACGCCAACCUCAAUGGGCUCUACGGGAGCACAGUGGACCACCAGGGGGUGAGCUGGUACUACUGGAAGGGCUUCGAGUUCUCUGUGCCCUUCACGGAAAUGAAGCUGAGGCCAAGAAGCUACCGGCCCCCAGCAGCCCAGGGAGGCUGA